UACCCUUACAAGAACCAGGAAGAAAAAAACCCUAACUACAGGAUGCCGUCGGUAUUUAUUUUACUUUUUUCUGAUAGAAAACCCUAGCCGCAGUGCCUUCAACAACCCUAAUUUCCCUUCCUGUUCUCCUAUUAUAUUUAAGGAUUUACAGGGUUUCUCACACUGUACUCCAUACAUAUUAACUUUCUCUCUUCCUUCAAGAACCCUAUUUUCUCUUUCUCGCUUCACCACGCCGAAUUUUUUGGAACUUCAGUAAGAUCGAUGGAAGUUGGUUUUCCUGUAAACGCAAUCAGAUUCAAGACAAAAGGAUUUUUCUACCAAGGAGAACGUAAAGUGAAAUUUUUGGAAUUCAGGAAACGCAAGGAUCCUGCCGUGCAGAAGAGAGCUCGGAAGACCAUGCGGGAUUUAAAAUCAUGGGCCAAUAGGCUGGCUGAAGGUAAAUAUAGACUUUGGCUGGGUAUAGCAGCGACAAAAUAUCCACCUGACGCACCAAAGUUGAAAUGGUUGGAGCCGAAAUUAGAGGGGGUAAGAACUGGUGUGAUUACACCCGAGACGAUCAGGGAUGAUCUAGUUAAUGCUGUCCUUGAGAGAAUGAACGAAGAUGAUGAGUAGUUUUCAGAAUGAAUUGCAUCCAUAAUGGUGGCUGGUCUCUCUUCUCUCCUCCGCAGAUAAGGAAAAGAAAAAAACGAAAGAGGAAUGGUGUUCCUGACGCUAGAAGUGUGACCAUUUUCGAUUAUAUUUUCCCGUGUUCAUUAGAUCUACUUUAUUAUUACUUGGACACGAUUUAGUUUAAAUUGAAUAUGUUAUAUUAAUCUCGAUGUUUUUUUAGUUUAAAUCCAAUAAUUGAAUAAGAGAAUU
Rosa chinensis is the source of this 858-nucleotide messenger RNA. RefSeq lists its product as uncharacterized. The transcript has 4 exons. The record is from RefSeq and is a predicted model, not a curated record. Bases 262 to 612 code for a protein of 116 amino acids. Lineage: Eukaryota; Viridiplantae; Streptophyta; Magnoliopsida; Rosales; Rosaceae.